This is a messenger RNA of Ilyonectria robusta, 1752 nucleotides long. RefSeq lists its product as uncharacterized. The transcript is spliced from 3 exons. NCBI's taxonomy places the organism in Eukaryota, Fungi, Ascomycota, Sordariomycetes, Hypocreales, Nectriaceae. Gene Ontology annotation, cellular component: nucleus. The coding region runs from base 1 to 1752 and encodes 583 amino acids. The record is from RefSeq and is a predicted model, not a curated record. Gene Ontology annotation, molecular function: zinc ion binding; DNA-binding transcription factor activity, RNA polymerase II-specific; transcription cis-regulatory region binding. Gene Ontology annotation, biological process: positive regulation of transcription by RNA polymerase II.
AUGGAGUCAGGGACAGCAUUUACAGGGAGAAAGAGGAAUAACCCUGGUCGUUCCAAGUUUGGUUGUUUUACAUGCCGAUCAAAACAUGUCAAAUGUGAUGAACAAUUGCCCGUCUGUCGCAGAUGUGAGCGCUUGGGAUUGACAUGUCAGCCAUAUUGGUCGAAAGAAACACCAUCCCCCAAGCCCCCGAGAACGCUCAAGCAAUUGAGGGCAAAAGGCUCGCCCUGUCCGGAUUCCAGAAGCCCCAGUGACGUCUACUUGGCUCACUCUCCCGCAUCCUUAGACAGCGUUGCAGAAACAUGGCUCGACCAAGUCCAGCUUGCACAGAUGGCAGUCCUGCCCGACACACCCGAGAUGUUGAAUUGUGACAUCUUGGCCAAUGUUUCUGGCUCAAUCAGUCAAGCUUCUGAAUCCCAGCCAGACUCAGUCACCCCGGGUGGAACAAUCGAUUCCUUGGAAUGGAUUCCCCAGAACUCUUUCCCCUUGUCCACAUCGCACAUCCCUUUGCCGAAUUCAUUAGUACUUGGCGAAGAGGAACUUGAUGCGCUCAGACAUUACGAAACUUCAUUUGCGCUUUCACAGACAGCAAAGGAUCCCAAGUGGUCUUUCCCAAAGCUGCUCUUGCGUCAAUCCUCGAACAGUACCAUGGCAAUGCACUUUGCGUUGGCCAUCUCCUUGCAUGAUCUUGAUACGCAAUACGACACGCAGACAAACCGCAGACUGUUGGCCCACCACCACUUUAACAGCGGCUCCUCAAUGUUCAUGCAUGCCGUGUCUGAUAGCAAAGAUCAUGUAGAGAUUCUAUCUUGCCUUUACUACAUCUACAUCUACAUGUCCCGGCAGAGGUUGGUCGACGAGUUCAAACUCCAAAAGCUGAGCCAGAAAACCCUUGAUUAUAUCGACAAACUCGAAUUAGAGUCUCUGGCUAGAUCUGGCCUGACAGAACGACUCAGUAGAGUCGCUCCGAAUGCGGCGAUACGCAGCUUCCUCUGUCGAUUGAUCCUUUGGUUGUACAAGGAGGAUGUCUAUUGCUCAUUCUCUGGGUGUGCCGGGGACGUUGCUAGGUACUUUCAAGGGAAGCCGAAUUUAUUAAAGGCGGUAUGGGAGGUAUCCCGGCCAAUGCUGCAACUCAAUUGGGGUGCGGCUUAUCCAGAGAGCCAGUGCAUCAAUGACAUGGAAAUGUCUCAUGUGGUUGACAUGACCAUCGAUCUACUCUCACUCCGGUUCGAUGUAACAGAGAUGGGUCACUCAAGCUUCAAUCUUUCAGCCUUGCAGAUGAUUGAGGAUACAUUUUCCUUAAUAGAAACAAAAUAUUCUAUCGUCUUCGGCAUCGCGACCUCCCCUACAGCGCCAUCAACGGGAUUGGUAGCAUUUGCAGCCGCUGCUGUUGCCAUCUACCAUGCCAUACGGCUUUGCUGCUACCGAUACACAGAAAAUUCACCCGAGAAAAUACAAACCAUUCCUCCUGAGCAGUGUUUAUCACAACUCCUCGCAGCUGCUCAACGAGCGACCUCGUCGGCUCAUUCGACCUCUAUGUUUGAUGGAUUGCAAUGGGCAUUGUUCAUCGGAGGAAUAGAAACAAAGGACACAAUCCACCGAGACUGGAUUAUGAGUAAACUCAACCUCUCACGCUUCAAGUCAGCCCUCCAAACAAUCAUCGAGGUCGAGGCACAAUUUGGAAGGGUCGGGAUGCAGACAAUCAGUACCAUUCUACGCGGCUCAUAUACCAGCCCAAUAUCUACGACUAGCUAG